AUGUCUGAAUCAGAGUCAGAUCAAGAUUUAAAUGUGUCGCAGUACGAUGUAGAGGACGAUCUAAAUGCGUACGGAUCAUCGACAUACAUGGCGCAAGAAGCAGCUGUUGGUGACUCUAGUUCAACACAAGUUGAACAGGGUAGAACGCAAGUGAGUAUAAAUACCCUUAGUUUCCUCAUUGUUUGAUUUAUGAUAAAUAGUUUGAUAGAAUAAAUGCUCCAUAUAUUAUUUAUUGAUCAAGUUCGUUUCAUUUUAGUUUUGUAGUUGCAAAAAUACGUGUAGCAAACGCAGCGGUAGAAAGCAACGGGGAUGCCCAUGCCGAGACGAGGAGCUCAAAUGUGCGGAUGGCUGCUCAUGUGGAACGAAGAAGGCAUGUUGUAAAAAUAAGCUUCAAGAGGGAACAGUAGCAGCUACAAAUGCGGGAAGAAAUGCUUUUGAGCGUCAUCAGAUCGCGGUAGAGGAAGCGAAACACCAGAUCACGGUUAGUUUGUACUUGUUAUUUAUGUCGACAGUAUAUGGAAUUCAUAGUGACAUUCCAAUAAUUUUUGUUUCGGAAGUAUUUUACACUUUCAGGCAAAUGUCUGGUUACCGUUCAUGUGGCCUUUCCUCGUCACCAAAAUCGCAUUUUAGCGUUUAUUAUAGACAGUCCGGUUUAGCAAUAAAGUCGCGUCACUCUCAUGUUUGUAAUACGUUUCCUGUUGUUCAGUUAUCUGAAGAAGCUCUUGCUUUGAUUAGUUGAUACUGACACCAGGUUGGUAGGUUGCUGAAUAAAUAAGCCAAAUAUUAUUAUCAUAACCUUUGUUUUCUUUGUUUGAAACAAAGACAUCAGAGGACCGUUUAUAACAAUGUUUGGCUUAUUUAUUCUACCAACCCUUACUGACACAAACACAAAUAUACGAAACUUGGAAAGCAAUAUUUACAGGAACUUAAUAUUUUUAGGAAUUCAUUGGAACUUUGACAAUUGGCGAAAAGGAUAAGGUAUUGCUUGAACUUCUGUCAAAUGGUAAAGGUAGCCUUGAUUAUGCCAAAAAUCUGGUGCAAUUUGGAGGAAACCCCCCAAUUCUUCCAGGGACAAGGCCACCAUGGUGUACAUGUGGGGUAUGUCAACCAAUGCCAACUGAGGAGGAAAACAAGUGUUGCAAAAAAAUCACAUGUGUCACAUCAUUUGUGACAUUCCAGAACACAUGCACAGACCGGGAUGUAUUGGUCAUGGCUAUCCGAGCGAGGUGCGAUAUAAGAGCAGAGGAGCCAGACUAUUCAACAAACAGCUUUAGAAAGGCUGCAUAUCGCCAGUACAUUUUAUGGCGGUAUAAGAAAUUAGGAAGGAACCGAAAGGUGUGCCCAUCAUGUGUUGUGCUGGCAAUACGACACCUAUACCCGGCGAAUGACGGUGUCUACAUGGGAUUUAAGAGAGCAUGA
Molecule: messenger RNA, 1419 nt
Organism: Paramuricea clavata
Lineage: Eukaryota; Metazoa; Cnidaria; Anthozoa; Malacalcyonacea; Plexauridae
Source: the annotation of a GenBank genome assembly